This is a messenger RNA of Bacidia gigantensis, 1986 nucleotides long. RefSeq lists its product as uncharacterized. NCBI's taxonomy places the organism in Eukaryota, Fungi, Ascomycota, Lecanoromycetes, Lecanorales, Ramalinaceae. The coding region runs from base 1 to 1986 and encodes 661 amino acids. The record is from RefSeq and is a predicted model, not a curated record. The transcript has 4 exons.
AUGGCGGACGAGGCGCCAAGUGGACGAAACCUACGACCCAAUGUUCGGCGUCCCAGGACUGACGAAGAAUUAUUCAAUAACAUCACGCCCCCAGAGCGACCUCGACGUUAUCAAGCAUUCACUGGGGGCGAGUCACACCCCGGCCCAUCUCAACGAUCGCAGCGGAAUAGCAGAGGUACGUCUUGUCCAACACAAUCAAUACCACCGACUUCCCUUCUUACCGCUCUAUUGAUUACUGAUGAUCGUGUGGAAGUUCCACAACGAGAAACAAGACAGCCUGGAAAGUUGUUUGCACCCCGCGAGUACAGCUAUCAGCAGCCUACGCAGCCUACAGAGGAGGCCAUAGUGAGCGUGGAGCCGUUGAUUUUUGACACCGACAAUUUUGACAUAGACAAUCAGGGCACAGACGAUCUCGGGUCAGACGAUUCUGACCCCGACAAGGUCCCAAUAGGCCUGCAACCCUUGCAAUUUGGUACAGACGAGGAUCCUCAAUACACAUAUCCGUCUGCCAACUCGGACGAUCAAUCCGAAAUGAGCUACUUCUCCGACAAUCAAGGAGACAGUGCAAGGCUAAUGACGGAAGACGACGACUCUCUAAUCCCCCCUGGUCGAGAGCCAUUCGUAAGGCGAAGCCGCUUCAGAACCAAAACACCUUCACCGCCUUGGUAUUCUCCAAGCGAGCAAUUCUCCCAGGGUGCCGAUCACUGGAAUAGCACGGUCAAUCAAGAGGCACAGUUCAUGAACGAAAUGGAAGAUAGUGACGACGAACCCCCUGGGCAAGAGCUUUCCUUCAGGACACCAACGGAAUGGGAAGAUCUUUCUGAUCGCCUGCAACAGGAUCUGAUUAAUAGCGUGGCUGCCAUCACACCGAGAGCAAAUGAAAAAGACCGCCUAGACAGUAUUCGAUUAUUUCUUCGUAUCAGUUUGGAACAAUGGCGGCAAAUCAAGACACGAGUACUGCAGAGGCAAGUUGCCUGCAACGAAGAGAAUCAAGCUAUUUAUAAUCUCAUGCAAGAAACGCAUACCAGAAUACUGGCAGGGGAUAGAAGUGUUGGAAAGCAAAGCGUCCGCGAGGCAACCAGGGAUCGUCAUUUUGAACCCCUGAUAGAGGAGGAUGCCGAUGAGAAGGGUCCUUAUACGGAGGACGAGGCAAAAAGGGCCAUGGAUUACUGGACAUACUGCGGAUUCAAUAUCAACGACCUUAAAUUGAGUGCCGAGAUACAGAAGACGCGCGUGUAUUGCUCCUUGUUUACCAAAGACGAUCAGCCCACCAUAAGUGAAGAUCAGACGCCUACACAGCCCUCACCUAAGCGACCGCAGCCUGUAUCAUCAGUGUCGGGAGGGCAGAUGCCGACUCCUGAAGCGUCGCCCAAGUCCCCUCGAACCAAUCCAGGACUUGCAGAAAGUGCUAGCGAGCAACUCAAUGCGGACACUCCCUCACCAACCAAAGAGACCCAGCCCACUGACUCUCGCCCCAAGAACGCCAACAUUAAUGUCGCCCUCGCUGACACCGUCGACCUCGAGAUUGCGGAGCCCGACAAAUCCCUGGCCGCAACCAAGUCAAGACUCGCCUUUGGCACACAAAACACCCAGCAGCCUAUUCAACAACCCGGCCCAUAUCCCAACCCCUACUCCACCCAACAGCCGCGCCCACAAGCGCCCACAGCUCCCAUGACCCCCUUUUCCUCUUCACAGCAGCAGGUUGAGGCGGUCAGACUGCACGCUAUGGUGGUUGCGAGGCAGAACAUGGCACAUAAUCGGAUGCAGACUGCUAUGGCGGGGAUGGGCAGGGGACAGCCUCCGGUGAGGGGUGAGGAUGUGGGGACAGAGCCGAGGUCAGAGGGGGAAACCGAUAGGGUAACAGGAGGACUUGAGGAAGUAGAGGGGGAAGAGGGGAACGAGAAGCCUGUGGGAAAGGUGGUGGGGAAGGGUGUCGUGAAGGAGAAGGGGAAGGGGAGGAAGAGGCGGAGAAGUCCCGAAGCUUGA